This is a messenger RNA of Caenorhabditis remanei, 1614 nucleotides long. RefSeq lists its product as uncharacterized. The transcript has 5 exons. The record is from RefSeq and is a predicted model, not a curated record. Gene Ontology annotation, cellular component: chaperonin-containing T-complex. Gene Ontology annotation, biological process: protein folding. Lineage: Eukaryota; Metazoa; Nematoda; Chromadorea; Rhabditida; Rhabditidae. Bases 1 to 1614 code for a protein of 537 amino acids. Gene Ontology annotation, molecular function: ATP hydrolysis activity; ATP-dependent protein folding chaperone; ATP binding.
AUGGCACCACCAGCUGCAGCAUCAGCCAGACAAUCGGCUUCGGGUCGUGAACGCAAUUUCAAAGACAAGGACAAGCCAGACAGUGUUCGCAACAGCAAUAUUGUCGCUGCCAAAGCUGUCGCUGAUGCCGUCCGUACCUCAUUGGGUCCACGCGGAAUGGACAAAAUGAUUCAAUCUGGAAACGGAGACGUCACCAUUACCAAUGACGGAGCUACCAUUCUCAAUCAAAUGAGCGUUAUUCAUCCAACCGCUAAAAUGCUUGUCGAACUUUCCAAGGCUCAAGAUAUCGAAGCCGGAGACGGUACUACAACUGUUGUUGUUAUGGCUGGAGCUCUUCUUGAUGCUGCUCAAAAUCUUCUUUCCAAGGGAAUUCACCCAACCACGAUCUCGGAAUCAUUCCAAAGCGCCGCCACUGAAGCUGAUAAGAUUCUCGAAGAAAUGAGCUCCCCAGUAGAUUUUUCAAAUGACGCUCUUCUCAACAAGAUGGCCACAACUUCUCUUAACUCGAAGGUAGUCUCCCAGCACUCCUGGCUUCUUGCACCAAUGGCCGUGACUGCUGUCAAGAAGAUUAUUAACUCUGACACCGAUACAAAUGUCAAUUUGAAAAUGAUCAAGAUCAUCAAGAAGAUGGGUGACACUGUUGAAGAAUCCGAACUCAUCGAGGGAGCUCUUAUCGAUCAGAAGACCAUGGGACGUGGAGCACCAACAAGAGUCGAAAAGGCUAAGAUUGGACUCAUUCAGUUCCAGAUUAGUCCUCCAAAGACUGAUAUGGAAAAUCAAGUUAUCAUCACCGACUACGCCCAGAUGGAUCGUGCAUUGAAAGAGGAGCGUCAGUACUUGUUGGAGAUUUGCAAGCAAAUCAAGGCUGCUGGAUGCAACGUUCUUCUUAUCCAAAAGAGUAUCCUUCGUGACGCCGUCAACGAACUUGCUCUCCACUUUUUGGCUAAAAUGAAGAUCAUGUGCAUCAAGGAUAUUGAGCGUGAGGAUAUCGAAUUCUACUCAAGAAUUCUCGGUUGCCGUCCAGUCGCUUCUCUCGAUCACUUCAAUGCUGAAGCUUUGGGAUACGCUGAUCUUGUCGAAGAAAUCCCAACAGGAGGAGACGGAAAGGUUAUCAAGGUAACUGGUGUUCAAAACCCAGGACAUGCCGUCUCAAUUCUCCUCCGUGGAUCAAACAAGUUGGUUCUCGAGGAGGCUGACAGAUCUCUCCAUGAUGCUCUCUGUGUUAUUCGAUGCCUCGUCAAGAGAAAGGCUUUGUUGCCAGGAGGAGGAGCUCCAGAAAUGGAAAUCGCUGUGAAGCUUCGUAAUCUCGCUCAAACUCAACAUGGAGCUAAACAAUACUGCUGGAGAGCGUUCGCCGAUGCACUUGAACUAGUUCCAUACACGCUCGCCGAGAACGCUGGAUUGUCGCCAAUUCACACUGUCACCGAGUUGAGAAACAACCAUGCCAAUGGAAACAGCUCCUACGGAGUCAAUGUCCGAAAGGGAUACGUCACUGAUAUGGUUGAAGAAGAUGUCGUCCAACCACUUCUUGUCACCGCAUCCGCCAUCAAGCAGGCAUCUGAAUGUGUGCGAUCAAUUCUUAAGAUUGAUGAUAUUGUAAUGUCCGUUCGCUAA